Molecule: messenger RNA, 681 nt
Organism: Lathyrus sativus (Indian pea)
Lineage: Eukaryota; Viridiplantae; Streptophyta; Magnoliopsida; Fabales; Fabaceae
Source: the annotation of a GenBank genome assembly
AUGACCACCGCGGCCAGACCAACUUGGGCACCUGCUAAAGGUGGAAAUGAACAAGGCGGUACUCGAAUUUUCGGUCCUUCCCAGAAGUACUCCUCAAGAGACAUAGCCUCACACACCACUCUCAAACCCAGGAAAGACGGUCAGGAUACACAAGAUGAAUUGAAGAGAAGAAACCUACGCGAUGAACUGGAUGAACGUGAAAGGAGACACUUCUCAUCAAAAAACAAGUUUUAUAAUGAUGACAGAGAUCAUGGAAAGGGUAAUCAUCUAUUUCUGGAAGGAACAAAAAGAGAUUUCGAAGACCACAUUGUUCCACGCAGUGUUGAUGCAGAUGAUUCGGAUGUUGAAGUCAACAGCGAUGACGAAAGUGAUGAUGACGAUGAAGAUGACACUGAAGCUUUGCUGGCCGAGCUUGAACAAAUAAAGAAGGAAAGGGCAGAGGAAAAGCUGCGCAAGGAACGGCAACAACAAGAGGAAGAUCUUAAAGUAAAUGAAGCAGAGCUUAUGCGCGGAAACCCAUUGAUAAAUAAUCCUACAUCUUUCAAUGUCAAAAGAAGGUGGGAUGAUGACGUGGUUUUCAAAAAUCAAGCGCGUGGUGAAACCAAGCUGGCUAAGCGAUUCAUCAAUGAUACCAUCAGGAAUGAUUUCCAUAGGAAAUUCCUGCACAAAUACAUGAAGUAA